Messenger RNA from Neohortaea acidophila, 852 nucleotides. RefSeq lists its product as uncharacterized. Gene Ontology annotation, biological process: vesicle-mediated transport. Gene Ontology annotation, cellular component: Golgi apparatus; membrane. The transcript has 5 exons. Lineage: Eukaryota; Fungi; Ascomycota; Dothideomycetes; Mycosphaerellales; Teratosphaeriaceae. Bases 1 to 852 code for a protein of 283 amino acids. The record is from RefSeq and is a predicted model, not a curated record. Gene Ontology annotation, molecular function: small GTPase binding.
AUGGCGAACCGAGGCGGCUACGAUGCCGUAGUGGAUGUUGAUGCGGAGGGGGAUCUCGGGCAUACCGACCUCAACGACGACCUCGAAUUCCACAACUCCAACUUCGACUCCAAUCCCAACGGCCGCAAAGUCCAACCCGACACCACCUUCCUCACCCCAAGCGGCCGCGCAAACGGGGGCUCCUCUUCGUCCUCCUCCAAACGCUUCCUCUGGAGCAUAAGCUUCUACCAGCAAUUCUUCGACGUCGACACCUCCCAAAUCCUGCACCGAUGCCGCAGCGCCCUCUACCCCCGCGCCCUCUUCCUCGACGUCAUGGAGGGCAAUCCCGACCUGUACGGGCCGUUUUGGAUCGCGACAACGGUGGUGGUCAUCUUAUUCAUGACGGGCACGAUCAGCCAGUACUUGCAAACGGCGGAUCGGGGGUACUACGCGUAUGAUUUCAAGCUGUUGAGUGGUGCGGCGGGGCUGAUUUAUGGGUACACUUUGUUCAUUCCGCUUGCGCUUUGGGCGGUGCUCAAGUGGUUUGGGAGUGAGGGGGCGAAUGUGUUGGAGUUGUGGGCGCUGUAUGGGUAUGGCAAUUUGAUCUGGAUUCCUGUUGCUCUGGUGAGCUGGAGUCCGUUGAGCAUUCUUAAUUACGCCUUCACCGCAGCAGGAUUGGUCCUAUCGGCGGGAUUCUUGAUGCGAAAUCUAUAUCCCAUCAUCACCGCCAUCGACGCGAAACGGCCAACGUCGUCGGUCAUCAUCGUGGGAGUGGUUCUGCUGCACGCCGGGCUGGCCAUCGCAAUCAAGAUUCUGUUCUUUGCUCACGGUAGCCCGGCUGCGAAGGUUCCAGCUGGCGACGACUCUUCAUGA